UGUGACCCAUUGCGCUGCUAAAUUUGUGAUAAUUUCCCCUCCUUUCUGUACAACACACUAGUAUAUAGUAGUGGAGAGUUCCUCCUCGCCAAAACUCAUGACGCUCAAUGGGAGACGCGCAUGGGAGUCUUGAGAGAAGGAAAAUCCUCGUCAGUCUGGUGUGUGACUUUUUGCUAAAAGCACCUCGCGAAAAGCUCUCAAACACGUCCGCCUGGAGCUUCUGCGUUCACCCUCAUUGCCUAUAUAUUUUGUGAGGGUGGGUGCUUCAAAAAAAAAAAAAGUGCGUCGCAUCUUGUCACUCUGGUGCCACAUUCGCUGCCUCUCGCGGGGAUUUUUCAUGCCAUUUUCAUUACUCCCUUUGCGUGUGUGUUAAUUUUUCACCGACCCAGAGUGAUUCUAAAUUUAGCACCAAAAUAAAAUCCAAUUCAUGUUUUUGCAUUGGCAACCUCACAGUGGCGCAAAGCUCGUGCAAUAAAAUGAAAGUAUGAGGACACCUAGCUCGAGAUGGGAUACCAGACAACUGUGUCACUCAACUCCCCAUUAGUCCACUGGAAUUCUGACCUUUUUAUCCGCCGUGAUUUGCGCAGCCUCCAUUCUGAGAGAUGCGGGCGCAUGCGACUCUGUGCUGCCAUUGUAAUCUUCUUCGUGCUCAUCUACUCCUCCUACCAUCUCGGCUCAUCUCCAGAUCCUCAGAUGAUUGUGCACAUUCCACCAGAUGACAACAUAUCUGGCCUUCAAGCUCAAAGUGUUGAUGUCUUAUCCCUCCAUCGAGAUCCUAAUUCCUCCCCAUCUCAUUUGCAAUCAGUUCCCACGGGAUAUCUGGUGUAUGGACCUGGAUGCCAUAUGCCGGAUCUCAAUCCCCUCGCGGCGGACGUCAUGAAGUUGUAUCAUCGGGAAAAGGAACAAGAAUGCUCAACAAAAGCCCCAUUGACGCGUAUUAAAUUCAUCAAUGAUGGCAAGGAUGCACGUUUGGUGCUUGAUGCUGAUCUCCUGCACAAGUACGAUAUGUACGGUACCCCACAUUGCUGCUACCGCGAAAUUAGACGUUCCUCCAAAGAUGAUCAUGCGGACUCCACAAUUGUUCUGUCCAACUGCACACACUUUCAGUAUGCAGUUAGUUUGCCGCAGGACAGUGAAUUCAUCUACGUGAAUUGUAGCUCCAAGAGCGGAAAGGAAAAGUAUCGGAAUGUUCACUAUGUGAUGCGAGAGAAAAAAAUUAUUAAUGAUCGUUUUGAGAGGUUCAAAGUCAAGUUCACAAAGAAGCGUCCCCUGAGUGUUCUCAUGAUGGGUAUUGAUAGCAUUUCCAGGCUCAAUCUCAUACGAGCCAUGCCAAAUACAGCUCAACACAUCUACAACUCUGGAUGGUUCGAACUUAAGGGGUACAACAAGAUUGACGAUAAUACAUAUCCGAACCUCAUGGCAAUUCUAACUGGAUUCAACUCAUCACUCUCAUACAGUGUCUGCAAUCCCGUACAAGUUGGCAAAUUGGAUGCCUGCCCAAUGGUUUGGUAUUCAUACAGAGAAUCAGGCUACGUGACUGCCUAUGCGGAGGAUGAGGCAGAAAUAAGUACAUUCAAUUUCAAUAAGAAGGGAUUUCGUCAUCCACCCACAGACUACUACCUGCGACCAUUAAUGCUUGCUGCUGAGAAGCAUCUCCCCGUGAAGUACAAGAGUUCCCUCAAGUUCUGCCUUGGCUACCAACAUUCCGCCGACUACAUCUACAACUACGCCCUGGACUUUGCUGAGUUGUAUCGCGACAAGGCAUUCUUCGGGCUUUUCUGGGCAAACACAUUUAGUCACAACGACAUCAGUGAUCCCUCGAGUAUGGAUCAUAAGAUUAAAUCCUACCUGACUCAGCUGGAGAGCCGUGGAAUUCUCAAUACGAGUGCUGUGAUCCUUUUUUCGGAUCAUGGAUUGCGAUUUGGGCCAGUACGGAAACUCGUUACAGGUUGGCUUGAGGAGAGACUCCCAUUUAUCUUUAUUUGGCUACCAAAGUGGUUUCAGGAGGAAAAUCCCGGAAUUGUGCAGACACUGAAGGUCAACAGGAAUCGACUCACAAAUCCUUACGAUCUCCACGUAACACUGCAUCAUAUUUUGGCACUUACAGCUCUCCCUGAGGAGGAUCACAUCACAUCGGCCAUUUUACCUCAAGCUCCAAGCUGCCCAUCUUGCCAGAGUAUCUUUGACGAAGUUCCUUGGAAUCGAUCGUGUGCUGAUUCAGCCAUUGAGGCACACUGGUGCACAUGCACCCCCUACAACAGCACAAGCCGCAGCUCCCCAAUUGUCAAGGCGGCUGUAAAGUUCAUCAUCACCUUCAUUAAGGGGGAACUUGAUGCGUACAUGAAUGUAACGGCGGGAACUGCUCACAAGCUCUGUGCGGAUCUUCAUCUCAAGCGAAUUGCCAUGGCCAGAAAAGCUGAAUAUCGCGACACGGCUAAUCCGCACGAUGACUACUUGUUGGUGUUCGAGACAAAUCCCGGUGGGGGUGAAUUUGAGUCCACAGUGUCAUAUUCCCUGGCUGAGAAGACAUUCCAAAUGACAGGCUCCGUGAGUCGUCUCAACAGCUACGCAAGCCAGAGUGGCUGUAUGCCAAAGAGUUACCUGAAGAAGUUUUGCUUCUGCCACAAGACGCCCAACUGAGUUGGAGCAGGUGCCAUGAACAAAGGGAGUGCUUUUUUUCCACUGACAAUAACUCCAAAAGGUGAGUCUCUCAACUCUUUUCCUCCCAAAAAUUCCGUAAAAGAAGGACAACUCUUGGAAAAAAAUUGAAUUUGAAAAUUGAGAGGAUAUAGAGAAGAAUGUGGAUGAAAGGAUACCUAUAUAUUUGAACUCAUAACAUAUUUUUCAAUGAACUGUGAUUCCUAGGAACGUAGUUUCUAACAUUUUGUCGGUCCACACAGACACCAUCAGAAAGGUAGGGUCAUUCCCCAAAAAAAAUCUUUUUAAUGAUUUUUUCUUAAGCACAAAUAUUUUAAAAACGUUAAAAAAUUAGACAUUUUUCACAAUUGAUUUUAUUAGAGUAAAUUAAAAGUUAUAGCCGUCUCGCUUUUACAAUAUAACAAAGAAAAUAAAUAUUUUAUAAUAAAUCUUAGACUUGAAUUGAGGUAAAAAAAAGUCAAAUAAAAUAUUCCUAAAAAUGAUUGUAGUGUAGUAAAUGUAGCUUUAGAGAAAGAUUAACUUAUUCUGAGCGUUCUGAGCAAGCAAAAACAUUAUAAAAAGAAUUAAUAAUUGAAAAUUAGGGAAUAUUUUAUAUAGAAAAAAUCAGUUUGAAAAUUUAUUUUUUGAUUAAUCCCAUUUAAAUGAGCAUUUAUGUAAAUUAGAAGGGAUACGAUAUGUAGUAAUCAAAUGACCAAUAUUUUUAGGCCUGUAGCCUAUAUUAAAAAUCGCUAUUUAGGAAUUUUAAAUAAUUAAAAAAAGACCCUUUUCUCAGAUAUUUUUCUUUCCAUAUCCUUUUAAAUAUUUUUUUUCAAUUAAACUUUAAGAUCAAACUUAUAGGAGUUGCUAAACUAAAGUAAGAUAUAUUAAAAGAAAUAUUUAAUAAAUCAUAAAAAAGAAUAUAAAAAUUAGAUAAAUAUCUAUUCCGUAGAAAGAAAUCAUGCUUUAGUCAAAUCAAAUUUAACAGCAAUAAUACAAAAUUUGAGAAAGGAGAGUCAAAAAAAUUCAGGCUCGUGAAAAGAGGGACGAAAAACCGAAAGUUAAACCAAAAAUAAAAAAUAAAACAGAAGGUGCUAGAAGGUUGAACAAAUCAAAAUUUAAUAUUGGUCAAAAAAAUUUUAUUUAAUUCAUCACUGUACCUACCAUUGUGAUUGUGUCUGUGCAAUGGAACAUUCAAGGGAAGAAAAAUCACUUUAUUUUUGAACAUUUGUGAAGAAGAAAAUGUCUUAAGAAUGAAAUACGUGAGGUUUUCCUCACACAUGGAAUGAAACAUUAUAUGGGGAGGGAAAAUCUUUUCAGAGGAAAUUCUUGUGCCAAAAAAACAGAUGAAAUAUAUCUCUUUCAAAGAAAAAUAAAGAAAGAAUCUCUGAGGAGAAGUUAAUAUAAAAAAAGUUUGCUAAAAAGAUAAAAGAAAAAUAGCAAAAAAAAAAGAAUUAAAUGCUCCGCAAAAAAACUUGCGGAGAGGCUUUUAAAUUAAGAUGUCCCAGACACAAUGUUAUCACAUAAAUUAUUCACAAUUUUUACAUAUUCCCAGAACAUUUUUUCUGACAAUUUUAAGAAAUUCUUCUUUUAAACGAAUCUGUUUGAUUUUCGUAAGAAUAAGAAUUUAAUCCUUUUUUUAAGAACUCAAAAUUAACAAAAAUAUUCAAUAUUUGUGUGAUCUGGAACAUCUUGAAAUUCUAUCAUUUCUCUCUUUGCGGAGAACUUGAAUGCAAAGAAAAAAGAUUAAUUGAGGUGUGUUGAGAAGUUGGUGUAUUACAUUGAAGAAGAACUGAUAGCGACUCAAAUCUUAUGUGCUGUAGCCAAUACUCAUGUCAUUUUAUUGAGUUGUAUAAAAUAAAAGACAGUUCCAUGGA
Lutzomyia longipalpis is the source of this 4511-nucleotide messenger RNA. RefSeq lists its product as uncharacterized. The coding region runs from base 505 to 2640 and encodes 711 amino acids. The transcript has 5 exons. NCBI's taxonomy places the organism in Eukaryota, Metazoa, Arthropoda, Insecta, Diptera, Psychodidae. The record is from RefSeq and is a predicted model, not a curated record.